AUGGUACUCAGUGGUGACAAGGUGACCAGUGAUGACCUGAUACUCAGUGAUGACAAGGUCCUAAGUGAUGUCAGGGUACUCAGUGGUGACAAUGUACUCAGUGGUGUCAGGGAACUCAGUGGUUUCAAUAUACUCAGUGAUGACAAGGUACUCAGUGAUGACAAGGUACUCAGUGGUUUCAAUGUACUCAGUGGUGACAAAGUACUCAGUGGUGACAAGGUACUCAGUGGUGAAAAGGUACUCGGCGGUGUCAGGGAACACAGUGAUGACAUGGUACUCAGUGAUGUCAAGGCACUCUCUGAUGUCAAGGUAACCGGUGGUGUUAAGGUACACGUUGAUGUCAAGGUAUUUAGUGAUAUCAAGACUCUCAGUGGUGACAAGGUACUCAGGUGUGACAAGGUACUCAGUUUUAACAAGGUACUCAGUGAUGUCAAGGUACUCAGUGGUGAUAAGGUGACCAGUGAUGACAAGGUACUCAGUGGUGACAAGGUACUCGGUGGUGUCAGGGAACACAGUGAUGACAAGGUAAUCAAUUAUGACAAGUUACUCAGUGAUGACGUGGUACUCAGUUGUGACAAGGUAAUCAGUGCUGUCAGGGUACUCAGUUGUGACAAGGUAUUCAGUGGGGUCUAUAUACUCAGUUGUGGCAAGGUACUUAGUGUUAUUAACGCUCUCAGUGGUGACAAGGUAUUCAGUGGUGACAGGGUAAUCAGUGGUGACAAGGUAAUCAGUGGUGACAAGGUAAUCAGUGGUGACCUGGUACUCAGUUUUGUCAAGGUACUGAGUGGUGACAAGGUACCCUGUGAUGACAAGGCUCUCAGUGGUGACAAGGUUCUCAGUGGUGACAAGGUAAUCAGUGGUGACAUGGUACUUAAUGGUGACAAGGUUCUCAGUGAUGUCAAGGUAUUCAGUGAUGACAGUGUUCUUAGUGAUGACAAGGUACUCAAAUGUGACAAGGUACACAGUGGUGACAAGGUACUCAAAUGUGACAAGGUAAUCAGUGGUGUCAAGGUACUCAGUGAUGACAAGGUACUUAGUGGUAUUAACGCUCUCGGUGGUGACAAGGUACUCAGAGGUGACAAGGUAAUCAGUGGUGACAAGGUAAUCAGUGAUGUCAAGGUACACAGUGGUGACAGGGUACUCAGUUGUGACCAGGUACUCAGUGGUGACAAGGUAAUCAGUGAUGACAAGGUAAUCAGUGAUGACAUAGUACUCAGUGAUGACAAGGUACUCAGUGAUGACAAGGUAAUCAGUGAUGACAAGGUACUCAGUGGUGUCAAGAUACUGAGUGGUGAAAAGGCUCUCAGUUUUGUCAGGGUACUCAGUGAUGAUGAGGUACUUAGUGGUGAGAAAGUUCUCAGUGGUGACAAGGUACUGUGUGGUGGCAAGGUACUCAGUGGUGUCAGGUUACUCAGUGGUUUCAAUGUACUCAGUGAUGACAAAGCUCUCAGUGGUGUCAAGGUACUGUGUGGUGGCAAGGUACACACUGGUGUCAACGUACAGAGUGGUAUCAAGGUACUCAGCGAUGUCAAGUUACUUACUGAUGUCAAGGUACUCAGUGGUGUCAAGGUACUCAGUGGUGUCAAGGUACACACUGGUGUCAAGAUACUGAGUGGUGAAAAGGCUCUCAGUUUUGUCAGGGUACUCAGUGAUGACGAGGUACUUAGUGGUGAGAAAGUUCUCAGUGGUGACAAGGUACUGUGUGGUGGCAAGGUACUCAGUGGUGUCAGGUUACUCAGUGAUUUCAAUGUACUCAGUGAUGACAAAGCUCUCAGUGGUGUCAAGGUACUGUGUGGUGGCAAUGUACACACUGGUGUCAACGUACAGAGUGGUAUCAAGGUACUCAGCGAUGUCAAGUUACUUACUGAUGUCAAGGUACUCAGUGGUGUCAAGGUACUCAGUGGUGACAAGGUACCCACUGGUGUCAAGGUACUCUGUGGUGACAAGGUUCUCAGUGGUGACAAGGCUAUCAGUGGUGACAAGGUAAUCAGUGGUGACAAGGUACUUAGUUGUGUCAAGGUACUCAGUGAUGUUAAGGUACUCAGUGGUGUCAGGGUACGCAGUGAUAAUGAGGUACUUAGUGGUGACAAGGUAAUCAGUGGUGAAAAGGUACUCAGUGGUUUCAAUGUACUCAGUGGUGACAAGGUACUCAGUAGUUUCAAUGUACUCAGUGGUGUCAAGGUACUCAGUUGUGACAAGGUAUUUAGUGGUUUCAAGGUACUCGGUGGUGUCAGGGAAAACAGUGGUGACAAGGUUCUCAGUGGUGACAAGGUACUCAGUGAUGUCAAGGUACUCAGUGAUGACAAGGUAGUGAGUGGUGACAAGAUACUGAGUGGUGAAAAGGCUCUCACUGGUGUCAGGGUACUCAGUGAUGACGAGGUACUUAGUGGUGAGAAAGUUCUCAGUUGUGACAAGGUACUCAUUGGUGACAAGGUACUCAGUGGUGUCAGGUUACUCAGUGGUGUCAAUGUGCAUAGUGGUGACAAGGUACUUAGUGGUGACAAAGUUCUCAGUGGUGUCAAGGUACUGUGUGGUGGCAAGGUACUCAGUGGUGACAAGGUACACACAGGUGUCAAGGUACUCAGUGGUGACAAGGCUAUCAGGGGUGACAAGGUAAUCAGUGGUGACAAGGUACUUAGUGGUGUCAAGGUACUCAGUGGUGUCAGGGUACGUGGUGAUAAUGAGGUACUUAGUGGUGACAAGGUAAUCAGUGAUGUCAAGGUAAUCAGUUGCGUCAAGGUACACACUGAUGUCAAGGUACGCAGUUGUGUCAAGGUAUUCAGUGGUUUCAAUGUACUCAGUGGUGACAAGGUUCUCAGUGGUGAUAAGGUACUCAGUGUUGACAAUGUACUUAGUGGUGACAAGGUAUUCAAUGAUGUCAAGGUACUCAGUGGUGUCAGGUUACUCAGUGGUUUCAAUGUACUCAGUGUUGUCAAGGUUAUCAGUGGUGACAAGGUACUCAGUGGUGACAAGGUACUCAAUGUUGACAAGGUAAUCAGUGGUGUCAAGGUACUCAGUGGUGAUAAGGUAUUCAGUGUUGACAAGGUACUUAGUGGUGUCAGGGUACUCACUGAAGACAGGGUACUUAAUGGUGACAAGGUUCUCAGUGAUGAUAAGGUACUCAGUGUUGACAAGGUACUUAGUGGUGACAAGGUAUUCAAUGAUGUCAAGGUACUCAGUGAUGUCAAGGUACUUAGUGGUGACUAG
Ylistrum balloti is the source of this 3207-nucleotide messenger RNA. RefSeq lists its product as uncharacterized. The coding region runs from base 1 to 3207 and encodes 1068 amino acids. The transcript is spliced from 6 exons. Lineage: Eukaryota; Metazoa; Mollusca; Bivalvia; Pectinida; Pectinidae. The record is from RefSeq and is a predicted model, not a curated record.